Messenger RNA from Radiomyces spectabilis, 702 nucleotides. RefSeq lists its product as uncharacterized. NCBI's taxonomy places the organism in Eukaryota, Fungi, Mucoromycota, Mucoromycetes, Mucorales, Radiomycetaceae. The transcript has a single exon. Bases 44 to 295 code for a protein of 83 amino acids. The record is from RefSeq and is a predicted model, not a curated record.
CUUUUUCAAUCAAACAAACAAACAAACCAAAUUUUUAACAAUCAUGCUGUCUCGCAUCUUUACCAGUAUUCGUGACCAGUUAACUCGAAAUGCGCAACGUAAUGGAUCGGGAAAAUCCACUUUGGACAAUUCCAAACUUCCUAUCGAGGACUCGGACGAAUUUAUGAAAGCAACAACCCAUGCCAUCGCUAUUGCCAAAGCACAAUCGCAUCACCCCGCCACAUUGUUUGGAUUAUCAACCGAUUUCGCCGAUGAUUACAUGCAAAAGGACAUUAUUUCUUAUUCUUGGAAUUAAGACAAAAAAGACCUCUUCCAUUCCCUUUUCCCAAGUCGCCUAGCAAAAAGUAUCCAAGCAUGCCGUCGGCCUUGCUCAGCCAACUCGGGUCGUCAUCAUCACACCAUGUCAUGCUGUAUACCAUGCUCUAGUUCCUCUUUCACUCUCUCUCCCCUCUCCUUUCUAACCAUCAUACCAAAUCAUGUCUUUUUCCAUGUAUAUUCACCCUCUUAUUUUCUUGUAUAUUCCUACAUUUUGUCGCCUCCACUCAUUGUGUAUUUAGCUUGGCUUAAUUUAAACCAAUGACGAGCUGGUCUCAUGGAACCUGUUGUCCAUGUUGACCGUCUUGAUUUUUGCUGUUCAUACGUUGUUCUUGUUAAAAUCUCACUGUACCUCCAAAAUAAACUAAAGAAAAAAUGAUAACGACG